CCGGGUCGGAUGUUACACUCAUGGUCAUGGCGGCGACGCGCAAGCGCCCGGCGCCCGACGGCACUGACGCCGCCGGCGGCGAGAGCAAGCGGGCGCGGAUCACGCUCGGGAGCAUCUACGACUACGAGAAGCUGGAGGUGCUCGGGGAGGGCAGCUUCGGCGUGGUGGUCAGGGCGCGCCACCGCGCCACGGGCGAGGCGGUGGCCGUCAAGCGGGCCAGGGCCUCCGACCUCCGCGCGGUCCUCCGCGAGGCCGGCUGCCUGGCCGCGUGCCGCGGCCACCCCUCGGUCGUGGGCAUCCGCGACGUUGUCGAGGACGCCGCUACCGGGGACGUCUUCCUCGUCAUGGAGUUCGUCGGCGCCAGCCUGCGGCGCCUGCAGCGGGCGGCGGCGGCGGCGCGGCCGCGGCUCCCGGAGGCCGGGGCCCGCGCGGUGAUGCGGCAGCUCCUGCGGGGCGCGGAGCGGAUGCACGCCGCCGGGAUCAUCCACCGGGACAUCAAGCCGGACAACAUCCUCGUGGCCCCCGGCGGCGCGGUCAAGAUCUGCGACCUGGAGCUCGCCACGCCGGCGAGGCCCGAGGGGGCGGCGUACCCGGAGCGCCGCGUGGGCACGCUGCUCUACCGCUCGCCGGAGCAGCUCGCGGGCCGCCGGGACUACGGCCCGGGCGUCGACAUCUGGGCGCUCGGGUGCGUCAUGGCCGAGCUCCUCACCGGCCGGUUCAUGUUCGACGAGGACACGGAGGAGAAGAUGAUGGGCACGGUGAUGGACCUGCGGCGCGCGCUCGCCGAGAGGGGGCUGCAGGCGUUCGACGAGUGGCCGGCGUUCCAGGGCCUGCCGGAGCUGUCGCCGGGAGCGCGAGAGGUCCUCGCCGGCCUGCUUGCCUUCCAGCCCAGCGACAGGCUCACCGCCACGGCCGCGCUCAAGCAUCCGUGGUUCGCCGAGGAGGAGGAGGAGCGGCCUGCCGCCACCUGCCGCAGCGCGGGCAGAGCAGCUCGGAGUAGCAGUAGUGCUAGCGUAGUGACCGUCGUGUUCUGACUUCUCAGAGCUCCUGAAGACUCAAUUGGCUGUUGUAAUCCUAUUCGUUUAUUCAUUAUCUGUAAUCUGCUAUUAACAUAAAGAUGAACUAAUGCAUAUCCUUUUUUUGUAUAUAUAAGAAAGCAAUUCGUGCAUAUGUUGAUC
Messenger RNA from Panicum virgatum (switchgrass), 1178 nucleotides. Its product is annotated as putative cyclin-dependent kinase F-2. Gene Ontology annotation, biological process: regulation of mitotic cell cycle; protein phosphorylation. The record is from RefSeq and is a predicted model, not a curated record. The transcript has a single exon. Gene Ontology annotation, cellular component: nucleus. Lineage: Eukaryota; Viridiplantae; Streptophyta; Magnoliopsida; Poales; Poaceae. Gene Ontology annotation, molecular function: ATP binding; cyclin-dependent protein serine/threonine kinase activity. Bases 21 to 1034 code for a protein of 337 amino acids.